This is a messenger RNA of Sesamum indicum (sesame), 447 nucleotides long. RefSeq lists its product as uncharacterized. NCBI's taxonomy places the organism in Eukaryota, Viridiplantae, Streptophyta, Magnoliopsida, Lamiales, Pedaliaceae. The record is from RefSeq and is a predicted model, not a curated record.
AUGGGAAGCGAAGGAAGAACGAAUCCGACCAAACCUCAUUACAACAUUUCCAUGUCAAGAAGAACAAGAAGGCCUAUCAUCAAUAAUCUCAAGAUAGAGCCGCAAGAAAGCCUUGAUGAGCUGAAGAAAGACGGUCGUCUGAUCAUUAGAUCGGACAAAAUUAGCAUUACGCAGCAGAAGUUUAGCCUGAAGCAGCUGAUCGAGGGACGGUGUUCGUUGGCACAACACUUCAGGGAAGAAGAGGGAUCAGAGAAGGAUAUGGUGGUUAGAUCAGGUGAUCAUGAUCAUGAUCAUGAUCAAGAUGGAUUUGGAGGGGUGAAGUGGAAAAGAUCAAUGGUGGGGAAUUAUGGGAGAGUGUUGAGGCGUCUGAUUAAGGUAAAGCAAGAAUCAUAUUUUAGGGCAUGGUGGAAACCUGCACUUUCAUUAAAACUUGUUAAGCACAAGUGA